Molecule: messenger RNA, 2589 nt
Organism: Gamsiella multidivaricata
Lineage: Eukaryota; Fungi; Mortierellomycota; Mortierellomycetes; Mortierellales; Mortierellaceae
Product: kinase-like domain-containing protein
Exons: 6
Coding region: 357-2393 (678 amino acids)
Biological process (GO): intracellular signal transduction; protein phosphorylation
Cellular component (GO): nucleus; cytoplasm
Molecular function (GO): ATP binding; protein serine/threonine kinase activity
Source: RefSeq, a predicted model, not a curated record
UAUAUUUUCAUCGGGGCCUUUGUGCCCAGUGUAAGUGUAGGAGAUAAACACGAUGAUCGUUCAUACUAUUGCUGUUCUUUUUUCUGUUCUUGCUCAUCCCUCCUUUCCUUCUCUUUGACCAUCACGCUCAUUGCGCCAUUCUUUCAUUCCACUCUCAUCCACAUUACUUUGCUAUUCCAUCCUAAUGGGCCAAUAGAUACUUUCUACCACACUUGAAAAAAAGAAAGGUUUUUCUUGCACACCACACAUUUUUUAUUUUUCUUACUCCACUUCACAUCUCCGCACCUUACACCUUUAUUCAAACGUGGUUGUCGCAACCCCUUCGCGAGUCAUCAAUAUACAUUUUCAUCCCCACCAUGGCCGAUGUAUCUCAAGGACAGGGACAACCUCAGGGGCAACAGCAACCGCAACCGCGACCGCACAAGGCCCUCCACAAAAAGACCUCUUUCUUCUUCAUGCCUCAUGCCCGCACAACCGCACCGCCAACACCAACGUCGCCUCCUUCGCCCACCCUCACCAAACCGCUAACGCCCAUGACUACCACCAAAAAUAUCUCCUCCUCCUUCCCGGGCGCGUCUUUAGUUCAGCACGCCUGGCCAAAGGCCACUGUCGCUGUCCAGUACCUCUCAUCACGCUCCCCUACUGCCACCUCUCAUUCAAACUCAUCUUCGAAGACAUAUCUACAUACCCACGUACGAUCCCUCUCCUGUGCCUCCACAACAACGCUCGUCCCUUCGUCUCCUAUAACAGGUGCACACAGCAGCUACAUCAACAGCAGUAGUAGUGGUAGUAGUCCGAAGCAUGAGGUCUGUCUCCCACCAACACCUCAACAGGACAACCCCGGCUACGCCCUGGCAGCAUCUGCAAUCCCUUUAAACGAAAGCACCAACAGUAUCAACAAUAGUAGCAGUAGUCAACAAAGCACAAUAUAUCAGAGCAGCAAUCUGCCGGUCGCACGAUCGAUGGAUCAAUUUGUAGUACUGGAGGAGCUGGGCAACGGCUCGUUUGGGUCGGUCUUCAAGGCGCGGCACAAGGUGUCGGGCGAGCUGGUUGCCAUCAAGAAGAUGAAGAAAAGGUUCACGUCCCAAAGCGAAUGUCGCUCUUUACUGGAGGUUAAGGCCCUUGAAGCGCUUCGCUCUGGACCCAAUAUCGUUAAACUGCAUCACUUCUUUUUAGAGAAAAAGGAGCUUCACAUGGUCUUUGAGCUCAUGGAGGGAAACCUCUACCAAUUGAUCAAGGAUCGGAACGGGGUCAAGUUAGAGGAGUCUCGGGUCAAGAGCAUGGUUUUCCAAGUCCUCCGCGGGCUACAGCACAUGCACUCCAAAGGAAUUAUGCAUCGCGAUAUGAAGCCGGAGAAUAUCUUGGUUUCAGGGGAUAUGGUCAAGGUCGCAGACUUGGGCCUCGCAAGAGAGCUCAAGAGUCGGCCACCCUAUACAACUUAUGUCAGCACGCGGUGGUAUCGAGCUCCAGAGGUGUUAUUGAGAUCAUCGGCUUAUACUUGUGCGGUCGAUCUGUGGGCAGCUGGAACCAUCGCUGCAGAGUUGAUUACCUUGAAACCACUUUUCCCGGGCAACAGUGAUGUGGAUCAAGUGAGUCGGAUAGGCAACAUCCUUGGCAACCCUACUCCUCGUUCUCCAGUGGAUAUGACCAACGAGACGCUCUGCGGUCAGACGGGGAAGAUUGGUGGUGAAUGGAAAGACGGUGUUCAGCUCGCUGUCCGUAUGGGCUUCACAUUUCCUGUUGCGCCGGUGCGCUCAUUACGGGAUAUUAUGCCUAACGCACCCGAGGAAGCGCUCGAAUUAAUCACAGGAUUGCUACAAUACGAACCCAAGGGUCGUCUCACUGCCUAUCAAGCACUUCAUGCCAACUGGUACAAGGAUUUACCCGAGGCAGAAGACCUGAAGUUCUUGACGGAUAUCAUUCAGCAAUCACCGGACAAGCGGAGGAGUAUGUUUGCGGCCCUGCGACCUGCGGCAUUCAAGAAGGAGAGCAAACAAAGCAAGGACAGGAAGCGAGGGUUGUCGCUGCCGAGCAAUAUCGACAAACCGACCAUAGCAGCCAUGGUUCUACGACCGGAAUCGCUACACAUGCCAGAGAGUCGGAAUGAGACAGUAUCCGAUGCAGUAUUGCAGCACCGGCAACAACAACAACUACAGCAGCAGCAACAACAACAACUACAGCAGCAGCAACAACAACAACAACAACAACAACAACAACAACAACAGCAACAUCUACAGCAACAUAUACAGCAACAACAGCACUCGCAGCAGCAACGGGAGGUUGAGGAGCACCAGCGGUUUCUACUGCUGCAGCCGCAACAGGUCGGAACCUUGGACCCGGAAUUCGACCUUCCUAUCAUCUCACCUACAUCACCAUUUUGGAACGAUGGUUAAGCUCGUACUUUUCUGAGUGAUUUCAGACAAGACAUCGAUGCCUGCAUGAAGGAUUCUUCAUAGCAACUUGUACAGUACCGAGGCCAAUAUCGGCCUCACGCACUGGGAUCUUCAUUCGCCAAUCUUUUUUGAAGAAUGACAUGCCCACCAUUGUAAUGAUAGACAAUUCGCAUGGUUAAUAUAAACCAUAUAUACC